UUGUAAUUGGGUGGAUGAUCAGCUGCAUUAGGACAGAGACUAGUGUCUGGCGUAUGAUCUUGGUAAUCAUCCAGGUAUGAAUAAUAGAUGCGCUGUUUUGAGUGUGUGCUUGGAUACGUCGAGUUUACACCUGUACACGCGUGGAGACCUGUCCAGGUGUGGAGACUGGGGAAACAGACACUUGAAAAUAAACAAUAUGAAGACAUUCGCUUCACUUCGCGUCACUGCCAUGGAUAAAGACCUGUCACUUCCACAGAAAAUACUACAGCGGUUUGACGAGAGGCGAGGAGAGCUAGGCGCUAACCCAAGGACCAUGAAUAAGUACAGCCCUUUCUUAUUUAUAGCGGAAGUGACGGGUGUUUGGUACUACGGAACGUUUCAGGCUAUCCCGUUUUUGUAUGCAGGGUACGACGGACUCACGGUUACAGUCAUACAGGCCCUAGUUUGCUUCCUUGCCUUUGAGGUUGUGAUUAACUGGUGGUAUGUAUACACCGUGGAUUCGAACUACUAUCCCCAACUGCAUGGGACACCACAAGAAUAUGAAUUACAUUCACUUUUACAGGUAGUGACCAAUACGGAUUCCCAAACCAAGCGGAGAGAUGCUGACCGGACCAAAACUGUCCCUACUUCCGGCUACUAUUGGUCGUGGAAGUAUUGCGCUGUCUGUGACCAGCCACGCCCCCCUCGGUGCCACCACUGCAUGCUUUGUAAUCGGUGUUCGCUAAAACGUGACCACCACUGUUUCUUUGCCCGGAACUGCAUCGGCUAUCGGAACUUACGGCAUUUCACCGUUAUGAUAUUCUGGGCUAGUUUGUCAUCGGUGAUCGGCUUUGUUCAUGCAGUCCCGUUCAUUUUUAUGGAAGUGUUGCCAAGCGACUGUUUCUAUAUCGAUGUGCUUCCCUUCGUGGCCUUCGUUCGAUGGAUAUUUGGUUAUUCUCACUUUCGGGUCGGGAUCAUUGUUCUAGGAUUGUGGUUUUUAUUUAUGUUUGUUAUUUUGACAACUGCAAUGAUGAACGAUAGCUAUAAAUUGAUCAUACAGGGUAAAACAUCAUAUGAAGUGGACAAUGAUAUCCUUAUCAGUGACACAAGAAACACGAGAGACAAAAUCAGAGCCGUGUUCGGUAAAUAUUGGCUUUUAAACUUCGUGAUGCCAAUGCAUUGGCUAUUUGAACCGGAAGUGGAUCCUGUGAACUGGCCAACGAUUAACACGUGAUUUGUGUUUAAUCCCUGACAACUGACAACUUAACAACAGCGAGACAAUCGGAACUCAUCGGCUGUGCUACAUCAAUCGGAACCCCUCGUCUUUUUCUCCGAAACUAGACUCGGACCAAAGUAGUAACCAUUUUGGACUACUUUCGAUCACAUGCCACAAAAAAAUGGCGCCGCCAAUGUUCGCAGACGGAGGCGAGGUGUUCCGAUUGAUGUAGUCACAUUCAAAGAGUUCCGAGUGACUGCGAGAUUGUCAUUGGCUAUCCGGUGACUGUGAUAAAAAAUCUAUGGUUAUCCACAGGGAAAACGAAAUACAUGUACAUAAUAUAUGCCGCUAUCAGUUACAUUACCGUAUGAGACGACUAAAGUGGGGACUUCCUGCGGAAUUGACGUCCUGUUAUGUGUCCUGUCGGUUGGGAAUAUUUAUGUAUACACGGAGUCUGACGGUCAACCAACAGCUAGGGAAUGUAAGUGUUAAGGACACACCAACAAAAUAACAUACGGCAAUGAAAGAAAGACAGUAAAUGGGAGAUAAGAAGUGUUGUAGGGGGACCCUGGUUACUUUUCUUAUCUCUUUAGUCAGUGUCCCAAUGGAAACCACCGGGUGGGUGGCUAUUUUCGCUACCUACGAUUGGAUUAAAAAUACGCAUUUCAAGCUGUAUUUACUUUUUAAAAUUAUAAAGUAAAGUUCCAUCAACUCAAAUCCUUUCUCUGUUGGUCGAGUGACACAGUGGUAACACACUUGCCUUUCACCCUAGCGGCUGGGGUUCGAUUUCCCGAUAGGACGUGAAAAAAUAUGGGUCACCUGACCGACCACGUGGGUUAUCCCCGGGUACUCCGCUUUCCUCCCACAGUAAGACCCCUCCUGCGUUUCCAUCCGGGCAAACAAGUGUGAUUAAUAUUAGUUGAUAUAACUUGUUUCGCAAUUGUUGUAAAAUAAAUCAUGUUUACACAUC
This is a messenger RNA of Pecten maximus, 2165 nucleotides long. RefSeq names its product probable protein S-acyltransferase 12. The coding region runs from base 77 to 1213 and encodes 378 amino acids. NCBI's taxonomy places the organism in Eukaryota, Metazoa, Mollusca, Bivalvia, Pectinida, Pectinidae. Gene Ontology annotation, molecular function: protein-cysteine S-palmitoyltransferase activity. Gene Ontology annotation, cellular component: endoplasmic reticulum; Golgi apparatus. Gene Ontology annotation, biological process: peptidyl-L-cysteine S-palmitoylation; protein targeting to membrane. The transcript is spliced from 2 exons. The record is from RefSeq and is a predicted model, not a curated record.